AGACAGCGCAGAACUCUGUGGGCUUUGCAGCCAAGGUCUAAUCCCGGAGGCCCCUGGGAUGCCUGAUCCGGCGAAACCCGGGAAAGACCUCACGGCAUGGAAAAAGAAGAAGCAGCCCGUGCAUCGCACGGUCAGCCAGAUCUGCCCGCCGCCCCGACGGCCGCUGACGGUGGUCGACAUCCGUACGGGCAUGGAGAACGAAAGGCUGGGGGUCGUGCGUGACUCCAUGUUUCAGAACCCGCUCAUCGUCAAGGCAGAGCUUGGCAAGCCCAGGGAAAGAAGCUGUAGCCUGCCUGGCAUCAACUUUAAUUAUGGACUCUACAUCCGAGGGCUGGAUGGAGGGGUUCCUGAAGCCAUUGGGCACUGGAAUGUGUUUAAGCAGCAACCUACCUGCCCCCACGAGCUGACCCGGAACUAUAUUGCCAUGAACCGAGGGGCUGUCAAAGCUGGCCUGGUGACUGCCCGAGAAAACAUGCUCUAUCGCGAACUGAAUGACAUCCGAAUCAAUGACCAGGAAGACCGGCGACAGAAGGAGCCACCUCCUAUCCCUCCCAACAUGACCUUUGGGAUCCGUUCACGGCCAUCAACACCCUUCUUUGACCUGUUACAACAUCGGUACCAGCAGCUGUGGGUACAGGAACAGAAGGCCACUCAGCAAGCCAUCAAAAUGGAGAAGAAACAGAAGGUGAUCCUGGGGAAGCUGUACGAGACGAGGAGCAGUCAGCUGAGGAAGUACAAGCCUCCGGUGAAGCUGGAUGCUCUCUGGCACAUGCCUCACUUCAAGAAGGUAUGCUGGGACUGUAGAGGCAGGCUGUGGCAGCUGACAUCAUGUGGCUUCUGGAGAUUCGAACUCCUCAUACUUGUGCAGCACUGAGCCAUCCCGUCAGCCCUCGCUAAGACUCUUGAUAAGCACCCAUGGACAAGCUGCUGA
Mus musculus (house mouse) is the source of this 931-nucleotide messenger RNA. RefSeq names its product cilia and flagella associated protein 77 (gene Cfap77). NCBI's taxonomy places the organism in Eukaryota, Metazoa, Chordata, Mammalia, Rodentia, Muridae. The transcript has 6 exons. The coding region runs from base 59 to 874 and encodes 271 amino acids. The record is from RefSeq and is marked validated. Gene Ontology annotation, cellular component: axonemal microtubule; axoneme; cilium.